UACAAGAAAUCCCAUGAAACGCGGGGCUACAUUUAAUGGAAAAUUCAGAAAAAAAAGAAAAAGAAAAGAAAGUAGAAAACCCUAAACCCCAUUGCACUUGCACACCAAAAUCUCCUCUCUUAGCUGAUUUUCUGACCGAGAAAUUGACACCCUUGUAAAAGAAAGCUCUUUUUUUAAGCCCUUGAUAUCGUUUUGUUUCUUUUUUUUUUUUGGUUUUGUAAUUUUUUGUGGGUUUGUUGAAUUAUUAUUUAGUUCUUGAACUUGGAUUCAGAGUUUUGGAGCCUCUUCUUUUAAUCUUUUACUUAGAUCGGAGAGAGUUGCUACGGGGUACAAGAAGAAGAGGAAGGAGAAAUAAAAGAGCUGUAAACAGAGGUUCUCAGAAAUGGGUAGAAAUAUCAACCCAGUGCUGAGACGAGAAUUAGCAAAUCUCCGCAAAGAUGCUGAUAGUCGUAAAUUAGCCAUGAAAGCAUUGAAGUCAUAUGUGAAAGACUUGGAUUCAAAGGCAAUCCCGGUCUUUCUUGCCCAAGUUUCUGAGACCAAAGAUUCUGGUUCUGUGUCGGGGGAGUAUACAAUUUCACUCUAUGAAGUUUUAGCCCGGAUCCAUGGUCCUAAUAUUGUUCCACAAAUAGAUAGCAUCAUGGUAACCAUUCUCAAGACUUUGGCUUCCAGUGCAGGAUCUUUUCCCCUUCAACAAGCAUGCUCAAAGGUUGUCCCCGCUAUUGCAAGAUAUGGGAUUGACCCAAGUACACCAGAGGACAAGAAGAGGGACAUAAUCCACUCUCUUUGUAAGCCUCUUUCAGAUUCUCUCUUGGUUUCCCAAGAAAGCCUAAGCUCUGGGGCUGCCCUCUGCUUAAAGGCUCUUUUGGACACAGAUAAUUGGCGGUUUGCAUCAGAUGAGAUGGUGAAUAGAGUUUGUCAGAAUGUGGCUGGGGCUUUGGAGGAGAAAUCCUCUCAAACCAAUUCUCAUAUUGGGUUGGCUAUGGCUCUGGCGAAGCACAAUGCUCUCAUUGUUGAAGCAUAUGCAAGAUUGCUAAUACAAUCAGGUUUACGAAUAUUGAAUGCUGGGGUUGUUGAAGGGAAUUCUCAGAAGCGAUUAUCCGCAAUUCAAAUGGUGAAUUUUUUGAUGAAGUGUUUAGACCCACGUGGUAUAUUUUCAGAGCUUAACUUGAUAAUUGAGGAGAUGGAGAAAUGUCAAUCUGAUCAAAUGGCUUAUGUCAGAGGGGCAGCUUUUGAAGCCUUGCAGACAGCAAAGAAAAUUGCUUCAGAGAAAGAAUCAAAACUUGAGAAGGGCUGCUGUUCAGUCACUGGCUCAAAUUUUGGUAGGGGAGGACAUAGCAGGAGGAGAAACACCUGGACUUCUGGUGAUCUAUCUCCAGCAUCUGUCUCACAUGAAUCACAAACCCUUGAUUCUUUUAUUGAAUAUGACUCUCUGGUUGAAUCACCUAUUUCAUCUGCACAGGCUUCUCAUAACAUGGGGUAUGACCAACGAAUGGUGAAUCGAAAGCUCUGGGGCUACGAGAAUGGAGGGGUGGAUAUAUCUCUUAAGGAUGGUUUGUUCUCUGAAUUGGCUCGGGGAAGUCCCAUCUCUAAUGGGUUUUCUGAGGCCUCGAGGCGCCAAGGACUUACUGAUUAUGGAGAGAACUUCACUGAAGAAUUUGAUGAAUUCUUGCAGAGAAAUCCUAGAAAUGGGCUACCUAGAAGUUGUACUCCUAGUCCUCAGAGGUCACGUUCUCGUGUUAAUGUCGAUGACAUUAACAUAUUCACAACUCCAAGGAAGCUUAUUCACUCUCUUCAGGAUCCUGCUGAUACGAACUUAGACUUCUCGGAGAAACAAACCAGCAGGUUCAGACGUCCAUCCUCAAGAAAGUACAAGCACAGCCCAAGAUUUCAUCAAAAUGGUUUUUCGCGUGACGAGAACUCCAAGGUGAGAGAGAAUGGGAACAUCUAUGCUAGUGGUGAGCAGUUGGAAAGUGUUUCUGAGUCGGUAUCAUCAAGUCACAAUGCUUGUGUUGAAGGUAAUGUCCAAGUUUCUCAUGAGGCUACUGAAAAUAAAAGUGAAACUCAAAGGAUUUCCAUUGAAGAGGCCUGGUUGAACUGGAAGCCAUCUGCUGGAUGGGUAUCUAGUCUCUUGUUUGUUCUACUUGCAGUUUUUUGUUUGACAUGGAUGUUUGGUCAGGAUGAACCUCAUCAUUUUGUACCAACUUAGUUUUCUCAUUUUUGUAGUAAUAUGUAUUUCCUCUGGACCUUUUGGUAUUAGAAUUAGUGUCAAUGUUGAAUCCUUUAAGAUUUUUUUUCUAAUAGCAAUUUCAAAUCUGUUUUAUGUGA
Tripterygium wilfordii is the source of this 2325-nucleotide messenger RNA. Its product is annotated as protein SINE1-like. Gene Ontology annotation, cellular component: microtubule. Gene Ontology annotation, molecular function: microtubule binding. NCBI's taxonomy places the organism in Eukaryota, Viridiplantae, Streptophyta, Magnoliopsida, Celastrales, Celastraceae. The transcript is spliced from 3 exons. The coding region runs from base 383 to 2206 and encodes 607 amino acids. The record is from RefSeq and is a predicted model, not a curated record.